AUGGCGGACGGUGCAGAGGCACUACGUGCCAUGGAGUCACGGGCCAUUCGUGAGGCGAAAUUGGAGACGUAUACAAGCAAUUUGGGAUCAAUGGCAUUUUUGCUCUCGACGAUACUCUGGAUGACGUUGCCGUCGCUUUGGAGCGUUGUUACUGGCGAGUGGCGUUCCGCUCUACAGCCCAGUCUGUUGGCUAUUGCAGGCCACGGACUGUUUGUAUUGUCGAUGCUGUUGGUAUUUCGGGUGGUGCAAGUGCAGGGGGAAGAGCUGCUUAUUCAAUUCAAUUCUAAGUAUUUGACAAGAGCAAGCAAAUUGGAAUCUUCGUCUGUGCCGUUGGAUCGGGCUACGCAAUGUACGCUGUCUUCUAUGAUGAAGCUAAAAGUGAUGAAACUCGAUUCAUUGUGUGGUCCUUUGUCAGCCAAGAAAAAAUCGUCGAAGGAAAAGGCGCAGACGCACGACGAGCGUUCGUUCUUCGACCCAGCUCCUGUAAAGACCGUCGAGGAUGGCAAGGCGUACCUUCGUCGCCUUCAAAAGGCGCUAAAACUGAAAGAAGCUGAGGAAUCCAUACAGUCAGCCUCAGCUUACGGAAUGGAGAACUCGUACCAGAGCGACGCUUUUGGCAUUUACGGCAACGCGUCCAUGGUGCCUCGUGUGUAUCAGGCUUCGGGCUUUGAUCCGUACCUUCGUGAUGUUAGUAUUGGAGACGAGGAAGAGGACCCACUACGAACGUCAUCGCAUCCGCAUAUUGCAUGGCAGCAGCUGGAAGAGUGGGGGCUUGCCAUGUUCAUGCACUUGUACUGCCGUAAUGUUCGCCGCUUGCUUGCUUAUCACGUGAAAGAUGUCGUUGAGGCAUUUCUCGAGAAUGCAAACGCUCUCAAUGAGUGUGGCGUGAUGGCGGACGUUCUCCUGCGUCGCGUGCCGUCGCAAGCGCUACUGUGCCCACCAGGACAAUUAAACCAAAUGACUAAUGUGUCACUGUCUGAUAUGCUGCACAACCUUGCGAAGAGCCCUCUGUUUUUCAGCAAAGAACGAGGUGUGUUUCUGUUUGAAGAACACCAAAGUUUUGAAAAAUAUUUGAACGUUGGCGAUCCUAGCAGCGCGGACUAUUCAUCCUUAGAACGUCAACAGUAUGUUCUCGAGCGACUCAUUAUGCUGUCGAAAGACCGCAGCCUCGAUCGUUUUCGGUGGAACAAGGGUGCUGCAUGGAAAGGAAAAGAGUGGACGGAAAACUUGCCAACAGAUGCUGAGAUAUUGAUGAACACGUUUUGCUGUAUGAUGGACAACAUGUUGCCUGCAGAUAAUGAGCGUGACCGGCCAUUUUGGAAGUCAUAUUACUUCAGCAAGGGCCCUCAUCGUCCCUUCACACCGCGAGUACGCAGUCGUCUCUUUCUUGUCCAGACAGUGGGACGCCCACCUCAUUUCAAGGUGCUAGUGAAGGGUGCGGCUCGCGAGAUCGUCCCGGGCGAGGAAAAUUGCUUUCAUGCUGUCGUCGUGUAUCUGCACGCCAUCAAAAAAAUGAAGGCGGGCUUCCUGGAAAGCAUUAACUUGCAUCGUAUCAUCGAGCAAACCUUCGAUGUUUCCAAGUAA
Messenger RNA from Peronospora farinosa, 1584 nucleotides. The record is from the annotation of a GenBank genome assembly. Lineage: Eukaryota; Oomycota; Peronosporomycetes; Peronosporales; Peronosporaceae.